This is a messenger RNA of Girardinichthys multiradiatus, 3375 nucleotides long. RefSeq names its product U2 snRNP-associated SURP domain containing. NCBI's taxonomy places the organism in Eukaryota, Metazoa, Chordata, Actinopteri, Cyprinodontiformes, Goodeidae. Bases 64 to 2982 code for a protein of 972 amino acids. Gene Ontology annotation, molecular function: RNA binding. The transcript has 26 exons. Gene Ontology annotation, cellular component: nucleus. The record is from RefSeq and is a predicted model, not a curated record. Gene Ontology annotation, biological process: RNA processing.
AGAGCCUGGGCUUUCAACUUAGCUGCUAUCGGUGAUCGAUUUUCUUUUCAGUUGAACAGAAAGAUGGCGGACCGAACGCCUGGCUCCCAAAAAGCUAGCGCUAAGGCGCUGCUUGAGAGCAAACUCAAGUCUUUCAGCAUUGGAAAGAUGGCUGUUGCAAAAAGGACUUUGAGCAAGAAGGAGCAAGAUGAAAUAAAGAAAAAGGAAGAUGAGCGAGCGGCAGCAGAGAUUUAUGAAGAGUUUCUUGCUGCUUUUGAAGGAGGAGGAGAGGGCAAGGUCAAAGCAUUUGUCCGUGGUGGUCUCGCCAAUGCACCAAAAGAGGAAUCAGUAACUGAUGACAAAAAGGGCAAGCUAUACAAGCCCAAAUCACGUUUUGAGACCCAGCCAAAGAGCAUUCUGCCUUUGGAGACCCCAUCUCAGUUUUUAACAGCAGACAAAAGAAAUACUACAAAGAAAAGCAGUGAAAAGGAAAAGAAGAAGAGCAACUUGGAGCUUUUUAAAGAAGAGCUUAAACAGAUCCAGGAAGAGAGGGAUGAACGACACAGGAUGAAAGGACGUGUCAGUCGCUUCGAACCUCUGCCUGGAUCGGAGGGAAGACGCUCCUCGGAUGGUUCUUCAAGAAGAAACCGUCCGUCCAGUGUUUUGGACGACUGUGCUCCAGGUUCCCAUGAUGUCGGCGAUCCAUCCACUACUAACUUGUAUCUUGGAAACAUCAAUCCACAGAUGAAUGAGGAGAUGUUGUGUCAAGAAUUUGGCCGGUAUGGCCCCCUGGCCAGUGUGAAAAUCAUGUGGCCGAGGACGGAUGAGGAGAGGGCUCGGGAGAGGAACUGUGGCUUUGUGGCCUUUAUGAACCGGAGGGAUGCUGAGCGAGCCCUCAAGAACCUAAAUGGGAAAAUUAUCAUGAACUUUGAAAUGAAAUUAGGAUGGGGCAAGGGAGUGCCCAUUCCACCCCAUCCCAUAUAUAUCCCUCCGUCCAUGAUGGAGCACACACUCCCACCACCUCCCUCCGGCUUACCCUUCAACGCGCAGCCCCGAGAGAGGCUAAAGAACCCCAAUGCUCCAAUUAUUCCUCCGCCCAAAAACAAGGAGGAGUUUGAGAAGACUCUGUCGCAAGCCAUAGUCAAAGUGGUUAUCCCAACAGAAAGGAAUUUGCUCUCUCUCAUCCACCGCAUGAUCGAAUUUGUGGUGCGUGAAGGCCCAAUGUUUGAAGCCAUGAUCAUGAACAGAGAGAUCAAUAAUCCAAUGUACAGGUUUCUGUUUGACAACCAGAGCCCAGCACAUGUAUAUUAUCGUUGGAAACUCUACACUAUACUGCAGGGUGAAUCUCCAGCCAAAUGGCGAACAGAGGACUUUAGAAUGUUUAAAAAUGGCUCUUUAUGGCGUCCGCCUCCUCUUAAUCCGUACCUUCACGGUCCUUAUGAUGAUGGUGACGAAGAGGAAGAAGAAGAGGAGGCCAACAAGAAAGGCUCAUUGAAAGACGAGGAGCGGGACAAACUGGAGGAGAUGCUCCGUGGUUUGUCUCCAAGGAGGGGAGACGUUGCAGAGGCCAUGCUGUUUUGUCUGAACCACGCUGAAGCUGCUGAGGAGAUUGUGGAUUGUAUCGCAGAGUCCCUCUCCAUUCUAAAGACGCCUCUACCCAAGAAGAUUGCACGGUUAUAUCUCGUUUCUGAUGUGCUGUACAACUCUUCUGCCAAAGUAUCCAAUGCGUCUUACUACAGAAAAUAUUUUGAGACGAAGCUCUGCCAGAUAUUCUCUGAUCUCAACACCACAUACAAGACGAUCCAAGGACACUUGCAGAGCGAGAACUUUAAGCAACGGGUGAUGUCAUGUUUUCGGGCGUGGGAGGAUUGGGCCGUGUACCCCGAUCCCUUCCUCAUUAAGCUGCAGAACAUCUUCCUGGGUCUUGUUAAUCUCUCUGCAGAAAAGGAGGUCCCUGUUGUUGUAGAGCCUGAACCUGCAGAAGACCUCGAUGGCGCCCCGCUGGCCGAGUUUGUAGAUGGCGCUCCUCUGGAGGAUGUGGACGGGGUUCCCAUUGAUGCAGGACCCAUUGAUGGAGCACCAAUUGAUGGAGCCCCUCUGGAUGAUUUAGAUGGGGUUCCUAUUAAGUCCAUCGAUGAUGACAUAGAUGGAAUACCUUUGGAUCAGUCUGCAGGAGCAACUUUCAAGGUUGCACCCUCAAAAUGGGAAGCGGUGGAUGAGGCAGAGUUACAGGCUCAAGCUGUAACAACCUCAAAAUGGGAGAUAUUUGAGCAACCUGAAGAAGCAAAAAAGGGUGAAGCCAACAGUGAUGAUGAAGAGAAGAGUCCUCGCUCUGAGGAUAAUCAGAGCUACUCCAACCCCAUCAGAGACGACGCUGAUAAUAAGGCCAAGAUGUCUGAAAUGAAUGAGGAGAAACGCACCAAGCUCAGAGAGAUUGAGGUUAAAGUCAUGAAGUUCCAGGAUGAGCUGGAGUCUGGGAAAAGACCCAAGAAGCCUGGGCAGAGUAUUCAGGAGCAGGUGGAGCACUACAGGGACAAACUGCUACAGAAGGAAAAAGAAAAAGAAAAACUUGAGCGUGAGAAAGAAAAGGAGAAAAAAGAAAAGGAGAAAGCAGAGUCGCGGUUAAAAGAGCUGAAGAAGGAGAAGGAGAAGGAUGACACACCAACCAGGAAAGAAAGAAAGAGGCAUCACAGUGGGUCUCCCAGUCCACCAAGAACCGGCAGCAGACGAGGCCGGUCAUCCUCACCGCGUUCAGAGCGCUCCGAGAGAUCGGAACGCUCUGAUCGAUCGUAUUCUAAAGACACAUCAACCCGCUCGACCCAUAAAGACAGCCCUCGCUCCAGCAACAAAAAAUCUUCCAAGAGAUCCCCAUCUUCACCUCGCACGCCAAAACGAUCGAGGCGGUCGCGCUCCAAAACACCCAAGAAAUCAACUAAGAAGUCCCGCUCCAGAUCCAGAUCUCCCCACCGAUCUCACAAGAAAUCAAAGAAGAACAAACACUGACAUCAUUUAUUUUCCACUCGUAAACCAGCCCCUCUCAUUGUCCCCCCCCCCACAUGAUUUAAAGGUGGACUGAUUUGGCAGCUGAGGAUCUACGAUGCCUGAAGGUUAGCGGAAGGACAAAGUGGAGGGCGUUGCAUGGGUUGCUAUCUGGUGUAUCGGGUAGAUGGGGCCAGUGCUGUUUUAUAUUGUAAAGAUUUAAAAAAAAAAAUGUGGUUUUGUGUCCUAAAUUCUUCACCUUCCAAUGGAAACCAUCCAUGUGGUAGACCACAGCCGUGUAGAGUGAGGAAAAGUCUUACGUUCAUGCUGUCGACUUCUGUUUUUGUAGUUCACAUUAAAAGGAAUUCCUAAUAAACAAGUGUCAUUUUUAAAAUAUCUGACGCAAUGACCGAUAAA